This is a messenger RNA of Scedosporium apiospermum, 1260 nucleotides long. RefSeq lists its product as uncharacterized. The record is from RefSeq and is a predicted model, not a curated record. Lineage: Eukaryota; Fungi; Ascomycota; Sordariomycetes; Microascales; Microascaceae. The transcript has 16 exons. Bases 1 to 1260 code for a protein of 419 amino acids.
AUGGCUCAAGAACCGCUCGUUGACCUGUCCGCUGUGCUAGAGGUGUUGGAUGACAUUCGCCAGGUUCAGUCACGCCUGAGUUCCUCUGUUGAUUUGCUCGAAGACAGACUCAAUAGAGCGGACCGCGAAGAUAAGCAGCAAGAGUCAGAUGAUGAAUCCCAAGUCUCUCCGGAGGCUCCCGCAUCGCAGUCGUUGCAGGCGCCGUCGUCCAGUAGCUCACGAACCGCCUUCACUUCACGAAUCAUUCUUACUGGUGGUUCCUAUUCCAUUUACCAUGCUCUUGCUGUAGCAAGCAAGGAACUCGACGCCAACCACAGGCCGGACUUUACGAACGCAGAGCCUGCCGUAAAUAUCGGACCGUUCCCACAGUGGAAUGAUGUGAAGAAGAUCGUUUCUAUGGACCCGUGGGGCCACAUGGCGCCCUGGAUAUUCAAGGACCUCAUGGAAACAGAAAACCUUGAUAUCCGGCCGACUAUCGCCAUCACUAAAGCCCACAUGAAGCUUCCUGAACUCGAAGAGAGUGUCAAGUCCGGUCGUCUGGUCCCCGAUGGGAGUGUCUGCCUCAACAGCACAGGCGAUCUAGCUGUCACAAAGGUUGCUGUGGAGCCUGUCUGGUACCUACCAGGAGUGGCGGAACGAUUUGGCAUUGAUGAGGCUACUCUCCGACGGUCCCUUUUCGAGCAUACUGGAGGAAGCUAUCCUGAGUUAAUCACACGGGGUGAUAUCAAACUAUUUCUCCCUCCGAUCGGCGGACUCACGGUAUACUGCUUUGGCGACCCCCAGAAAAUGUCGGAUGGACAAGCACGGCUAUCACUGAGAAUCCAUGACGAGUGUAACGGCAGCGACGUAUUCGGCUCCGACAUCUGCACUUGCCGCCCUUACCUUAUCUUUGGCAUUGAGGAAGCGGUGAAGGAGGCUCAGAAUGGUGGCAGUGUCGUUUACAAUGCCCGCAAGCGGGGGGAGGACAGGGCAUCGGAUUAUUUUCGACGAACUGAGAAUAUCGCGGGUGUGAAGGACAUGCGCUUCCAAGCGCUGAUGCCUGAUAUUCUACACUGGCUUGGGAUUAAGAAGAUUGACAGAAUGCUUAGCAUGAGCAAUAUGAAGUACGAUGCGAUCGUCAGCCAAGGGAUUCCUAUUCAUGAGCGAGUAGAGCUUCCAGAGGAGAGGAUCCCCGAAGACUCUCGUGUUGAGAUUGAUGCCAAGAUCACUGCCGCAUCGAUCAUUAAAUCCGGCGAUCUUGAUGGGGAGGGAUACUGGUGA